GUUUUCGAUCAGGCUCUGGUUAGUGGAGACGUCAGUGACGUCACAGACACAGUAACAUACACAGAGGACGCUUUUGUGUUUUUUUUGGAUUAGUGUUGUGUUAAGUGCGGCUGCGUGUCAAAUAAAACAAUGAAGCCACUACUACAGACAGUGGUGGCACUAAGCCUACUACUGAUAGUUCGGGCACUACCUGAAAACAUAGAAGACGUGAAAGAACUGCCUCAGUCCAAAGAACCAGUAGUCGAAGCUGAAGAAUCCGAACCCCAAACCAGAGUCGAACGCUGCACAAAGUGCGCUGCAAACACAUUAAAAAUCAAAACGCCUCGAGAAAUCCUUGCAGCGCUUCAAGCGCUACCAGCUGGUGAAGUUCACACGCAACAAUCAUUCGAAGGCUGUUCGUCCGAGAAAGGAUGUGCUGGACUCAAACUGAAAGACGGUAAAGUUGUAGAAAAAUAUGGCAAUGUAGACGCCUUCAACGCAGCAGCUGCUGCUGAUGUUAACAAUGAGUUUAACUUCCAAGCAGGCUUUGCUAACAACGUCUUAGGAGGUGCUAUAGGUGAGAAACCUUUCUGGUGGAUGAAUGAAAAUUCACCAUUCAAACUUGGAUCAGCUAAAGGAGGAAGCUUUGAAAAGUAUAGCAAAUCUUCCAGUUCAAGGUACUCGAGCAGUGGAAGUAGUGGAACCAUCGGAGGAGGCUUAGAUUUAGCUAACAACCCGUUCUUAAACGGUAACGUUGGAUUAGGCGCAGGACAAAACAUUGCAGCUAUCAAACCUAACACCAUCCAGUCCUCUUCAUACGAAGCGUCGUCAUUUACUUCGUCUAACAAAGGCGAUUUAGAUUUAAGUAAGAAUCCUUUCCUGAACGGAGGUUUUAAAGCCGGCCAAGCUGGAGCCGUCGGUUAUGGAGCUGGACUUGCAGCUAAUCAAGGAUUUGGUGCAAGUGGAGUAGCUCAAAACUUUGAUGCCAGUGCUAUCAAUUCCGCAAGUGCAAUCAAUGCUGCUGCUGCCCAAGGCUUUAGCAAUUCAUUCGGAGCUGGCUUUGAGUCUGCGAAUAAGGUCGCUACAGGAUACACUGGAUCUUCUCCUAGCCCAUUCGUAACACCUAGCAUUAAUGUGAUUCAGGAUGAGAAGGCUAGUGAGUUCGAUUUUGAGCAGCAACAACAGACACAACAAAAUGUUGACAAAUUCUUUCAAUCUAGUAAUGUUGGCAUCGAUGUUUCUGGAGGUGAUCUGCAACAAAGCUGUGUUUCUGAAGGCUACUCCUGCGUAAUCAAGUCCCAAUGCAACAACGGUGUGGCGUAUCUUCGAAUCAAUCCAGGGGUAAGUGUUUUAAUAAUACAAAUAUUAGUAUCUUAAGAAUUGAAGAAGAUUACUAUUUAAUAUAGCUUAAAAAUCACCGAUUCGAAUCCUAGUUUGGAUAUGAUGAAUAACUAAGUUA
This is a messenger RNA of Melitaea cinxia (Glanville fritillary), 1438 nucleotides long. RefSeq lists its product as uncharacterized. Bases 130 to 1356 code for a protein of 408 amino acids. The record is from RefSeq and is a predicted model, not a curated record. The transcript is spliced from 2 exons. Lineage: Eukaryota; Metazoa; Arthropoda; Insecta; Lepidoptera; Nymphalidae.